UCAACUUGAAGACGCUUCACAGUCCAUUUCCAUUCGAAAAUUGUGAAACAAAAUUAGAAAAUACAAAUACAAUGCCAGGUGCUUUAUCGAUAGUGAUGCAUUGCAUUUUAUCUCCUGGAUAUGUAUUCGCGCGAAUGUGGGUUGAAGGAUCUCGCAUAACAAACAAUCACACGUAAAGAAAAGAAUCCAGCGAGACCAGCUAUUCAUUUUUAUUUGUUGGACAGUUUUUCACGUCGAGCGUGCCCUGAAUCAAUUAUUAUAUAUGCGUACCCGAUCUCUGUGGAAUCUUUAAUUUAUAUCUUAUCCAUUGCUUGAAAAAAAUAUAUUUGUCUUCAAAGAUGCCUUUGAAGCACGCAUUCGGUCAAAAUAUCCGUUUUUUGCUCGAUACAAGGGCUUUUACAAAAAAGCGUCCGCCGUCGUGAUGCGUGUGACGUUAUACGCUCGCAGCCAGGCAUCAAAAUCUACGAAUCACCUCCCGUAUAGAAAUGGUUUGUUCAUUUCACUAACAUAUUUAUGGCGAUUAAACGUUGAAAAACAGAGUUCCGUUGUUAAAAACUAAUAAAUAUGGAUUAAGUGAGCGAAACCUAAAGUGUAAUAGAGUACAUAGCUUCAAGACUUUGAUGUCUUCGAUGACGGUCAGAGGUAUAAGAAAAAAAACUUCACACGGAACAAUUACUCUAAUUAAUAAGAGUGCCUAUUUCAAUAAGGCUAACCAAUGGAAUGAAAUUAAGUGCUUCUACACACAAAAACAUAUAAGAUCCAUCCACUAUAUCUUUAAUUACUACAGGACUGAAAAUCAAAUCGAGCAAAUUGCUUUGAUAUCAUAAGAUCUUCUUAAAGUGCAGUUAAUAACUCUAUUCCAUUAGUUCAUUGCGCUUUUAAAGGGUAGCAGAUAAACAUAGAGUACACACUAGUGUUAGCAAGGCUCAAAUCAGAAUGGAACUCGCUUUUCUCAUUUCGCUUUGGCUCCCACUUUUUGCUGCUCAUAAUCCUAUACGAGAAUGCGAGAAAGAAGGAACCCCUGCUCAGAUCUCUGCAAACAUCACGUGCGAUCAACAACUUCGCGUUUUCGUCGACGGCCGGCAGGUUGGUAACACAAGCACCGGUUACCAAAACGUCGGUCGGCUUACCAUUCCACGUGGCUCGAGCGUGAUUGGACUUCAAUGCAAGGGACAAGCAAUGAGUAACUUAUCCGCUACCAUCACUGGCGGCAUCUUGGGAUCGCUGAGCAACGGCCUCUUGACCAACAGUCACUGGAAAUGCUCCCACAGGUACCAGGAAGACUGGGCGUCUCUGGACUUCGAUGAUUCUUCCUGGGCAAAUGCCGUAAGCCGUGGUGUGAAUAACCAUCGCAUACCAAACUUGCCAUUCCCUUGGGGUCAUACCCCGGAUGUUUGGGACGGCGCUCAUUGGAUCUGGGGAAAUGACACUACGAGUGUCUACGUGUAUUGCAGACAUCGCCUUAUCAAUAAGACCGAGUGUGUACCGGUGCGAAUGUCUGGCUUUUUUGAUAGCAGCGAGUUUCUCCUGGACAAAUCGCUUCCAGGAACACUCCUUAAAAAGACAAGUGCCGUCUCCCCAGUGGAUUGCGGUCUUCUCUGCCAUCAGCAUGCGCGGUGCAAGUCCUUUAACUUCGAGUACGCGUCAAGUGCGACGGCCAAGGCAUGUGAGCUGAACAGUGGAGCCGCGGGCUCAGGAUACAAAGGGCUUGCCGAGCGAAAUGGAUUCGUGUACUAUGAUAUAUUCCACUUGGAAGAAAACAAAUAAGACGACAGGAAUUCAGUCAAUAGUCACCCUGGUAUGAAUUACACUGGCUAGACACCAGGGGACCUGAAACUUGAUAAGGAUGGUUAUUGUUAAUACCAUAUUGCCGUUCCAGACUCGUACCCAGUCCCCAAAAUGAGAAGAAAAUAAGAAGGAAAAAGGGAAACAUAAUUGAUGAGCGGGUUGCCUGUGCCGAUUCAUUAGGUGCGUCUGUCGUGUUGGUUGCCUGUGGUCAAAGAAAUAGUUUUUUACCCACACGGCAGAGCGCGCCUAAUUAGUCGCCACAGGCAACCCGCACAUUAAUUAUGUUUCCCUUAUUCCUUCUUAUUUUUUUCUCAUUUUGGCGACUGGGUACGAGUCUGAUUACCGUUCAUAUACUAUAUUAACUAGAAACAUUUCACAGAAAAUUCUUUGUCGAGCCGAGCCUUGAUAUUCUGCGAUUCCUUACCCCCUUCCACAGGAAUCCCGAAACUCCGGAGAGCCGGCCUCACAGGGAUACGACUCGAUAAUCAACCAAUCAGGCGUGCGUAGAAAGGUGCUUUAUCAAAUGAUUAUUAUUUUUUGCUUAUUGCACAGCGCAAAAACAAGCACAAAAAUAAAUGAAUAAUACGUA
This is a messenger RNA of Nematostella vectensis (starlet sea anemone), 2377 nucleotides long. RefSeq lists its product as uncharacterized. The record is from RefSeq and is a predicted model, not a curated record. Lineage: Eukaryota; Metazoa; Cnidaria; Anthozoa; Actiniaria; Edwardsiidae. The transcript is spliced from 3 exons. Bases 937 to 1767 code for a protein of 276 amino acids.